AUGGACACAGAACAGAGCAAGGAGUCCGGACAAGAAGAGUCCAAUGACUUGAGCAAUCAACUCGCUGAGAGCGCAACCAGUACAGAAGGGCGAGUCAGUACUUACCCGAGUACAGGUUUCUCAAGGAAACGGGCCAUAGCUGAGGACGAUGGUGGUAUAUCAAAGAAGGCAAAGAUGGUCAAGGAAAAUCGAGAUGAGGAGACAGAUUCCGAAGCAGAAUCCGUGGACAGCGAUCUGUUUGAGUUAGACAAAUAUGAGCACGCUAUUGACGCAUAUCCUUCCAUAGAGGACAUUGAGAGUGCUUCUGACGAGCCCUGGGUUCGCACAGAACGAGGAUCUUGGCGAUACAUUCAGCACGUCCAUGGAUUGACCAAUGGCGACCUCACAUUCGAGAACUUACUCCGAGUUAGCAAGGAUCGGCCUGGAGAAGCAGUGUUGAAGGUUGGUGAUAAGCUAGUCAUGCCUGGGUUCAGCAAUGGAUCUUACAUCACUAAAACAGUUGAGAUUGUGGGAGGAUGGGCUCAGCGGCCUCUUCCCGUACCUCAAAACUAG
Messenger RNA from Mollisia scopiformis, 552 nucleotides. RefSeq lists its product as uncharacterized. The transcript has 3 exons. Lineage: Eukaryota; Fungi; Ascomycota; Leotiomycetes; Helotiales; Mollisiaceae. The coding region runs from base 1 to 552 and encodes 183 amino acids. The record is from RefSeq and is a predicted model, not a curated record.